Messenger RNA from Pelobates cultripes (western spadefoot toad), 18271 nucleotides. The record is from the annotation of a GenBank genome assembly. NCBI's taxonomy places the organism in Eukaryota, Metazoa, Chordata, Amphibia, Anura, Pelobatidae.
AUGUCAGCAAAUCCCCUUUCACCAGAGACCAAAAGAGCAACAGUGGUAAGGAGCCCAAAUUCAGGAUAGUCCCACCAAAGAGGUUUAAGUAAGGGAUCUGCUGUGGGUGAGUGGCUGACAAAGUGUGAGUUUGUGUAACAGAACUGAAAGCAUCACUUUGAAUUUUCACGUUAGUGAAUAAGGCUGGUAGUGUGUGUGUGACACAGAUAAUGAGUGUGUGGGUAGGUGUGGGAUGCCCACAUACCUGUUAACAUAUUAAUACACGUUCCAGGUGGCUUUAUAACCCCUGCUGGGAAUGCUGCGGUUCCUGUGGCCAUGUGUAACCCAUGUAUGAGUUGACAUUGCCUCAUAUGAUGCUGUUCCUCGUGGCUAUGCUAUAAAAAUAGGUUUUAUGUCCUGAGAUAUUGUUUUACUUAGUUUGAAAAGAAAAGGCUGAGGGCAAUGUGAUGCCCUGAACUUAAUAUGACCAUGAUUCUUAAAGGGACACUCCACUGCCCAAAUACAAAAUAAACAAAAAACACUAUUUAGUAGAUAUCCCCCGAAUGAAAACUUGCAUGCAUUCAUUAUGCCUUUUUUUCAUCGGGGUAAAUCUAAAAACCACUUGCAACAGCUGCAGAUCUCUUGCCUGCUGCCUUUGCACACCCUCCCCUUCUAACCCCACACAGACUUUGUAGCUGUCCAAUCACAGACUGCCCAAUACAGCUCAAUGAGAAAUCAUUGCAAGACAGGUGCUCUGGUAAAUUGCUGCCUUUUGAGUUUAGUUCCAUUGAGCAAAACAAACCAGGAAGUAACAGGACCGGUUGUAUGACUGAAAGCCCAGGGGGUAUAACUAGGUUAAAUUAUAAAAGUGUAAAUAUUCCAUUGAAAUCUGCACUUUUUGCAAAAUACUCUCCUAGUAUAAGAGAGUACUAAAACUUCACUCACCUGGUAUAGGUGAGUACUCACCCUGGUAUAGGAGCGUACAAGAACCUCACUCACCCUGGUAUAGGAGUGUACCAGAACCUCACUCACCCUGGUAUAGGAGAGUACCAGAACCUCACUCACCCUGGUAUAGGAGAGUACCAGAACCUCACUCAUCCUGGUAUAGGAGCAUACCAGAACCUCACUCACCCUGGUAUAGGAGAGUACCAGAACCUCACUCACACUGGUAUAGGAGCGUACAAGAACCUCACUCACCCUGGUAUAGGAGCGAGCGUACAAGAACCUCACUCACCCUGGUAUAGGAGAGUACCAGAACCUCACUCACCCUGGUAUAGAGUGGAGUACCACCUUGUUCCCCAUAAUGAUCUUGAUGUUGAGGCCAGUUCUACAUGAUGGCUUUUUGGUAUCAUUUUGUUGCCAUUCUCAUUAUUUUGUCACAUUCGUCUCACAGCCUGGAUUCAGUUUCCGCAAGCUCUGGGCUUUCACUGGACCUGGAUUUCUCAUGAGCAUUGCCUACCUGGAUCCGGGGAACAUAGAGUCUGAUCUGCAAUGUGGGGCGAUCGCUGGAUUCAAGGUAAACAUGGGGCGAACAAAAUAUUAAUUAGCGUUUUCAAAUGAUUCAAUAUUUUUGGAUAAACUUUUGAAAGGAUUUAACAUUAUGAAAAAUAUUUACUUUUUUGAUAUUUCGAUAUUUUUUGGUAUAUUGAUAUACUUUAAGAUAGAAUAUAUAUAUUUUUUAUAUUUUAUUAUUUUGAAAAAAAAAUCCAAAAAUAAUAAAUCAAGGCAGAAGGAAAAGUUUUUAAUUCUUUCCAUUGAGUUUAUUUAGUUUACCAGAAAUUGUGGAGAAUUACAUUUUAGAACAAGAUAGUUGAAAUCGAAAAAUUCUCCUAUCGAGAUAUUUUCCUGCUUGGCUAUUUUCACCUAAAAUUCCCAAUUCCCAGGUAAAUCGUCUACAAUUCUUGGUUUAGUAAUAAAUUGCAGUUUUGUAAGAAAACUCCCAAUGAGCAAAAGGCACAUAGACAGCAGGAAAACUGCAGGAGAAAGUAACUAAGUGCCCAUUUGUAUUGAGUAAGAUUAUUUAUUUAAAUCUCUUUAGAAAAUUACUGGUUUGACCUAAUUUAAAAUGCUCUAUUUAUUUCUAAAAAAUGGAAAAUGAAUAGCCAACAGAUGAAUAAAGAUCAACAUAAUGAAAUUAGGAAUUAAUCUACUUUUAUAAAAUCUAAGCCCGCAGAUAGAAUGAAUAUGAUAUAAUUGCCUGUUACACACAUGCUAAAAUUGUUUCUUUGAUUGUCAGCUCCUAUGGGUAUUGCUCGGAGCCACCAUAUUGGGUCUUGUGUGCCAAAGACUGGCUGUGCGGCUGGGAGUGGUGACAGGAAAAGACUUGGCUCAAAUCUGCCAUUCGUACUAUCCUAAGGUAUAGUACCUCUCUUUGCUAUUGUCAGUGUUUGUCAGUCUUGUCCCUCUUUGUCAUAGAUAUGUCUGUUAGUUCAUCAGCUUUUGCCCCUUCAUGAUAAACAUUGCAAGUCAGUCUGUCAGACUCUGUCCCUCUGUUAAAAGAUAUAUUUCCUGGUGUUUCCCCCCCAAUAUAUGUCUAUAAGUCUCUGCACAAGUCAAUCCAAUUUGAAGUAUGGGAAGCAAUCAGAGAGUUGCUGUAGUUCCAUGUUACAAACUGGAGCCCAUGGUAAUACCUUUUAUAGAAUAAUGGAACUGGUGUCUAUUGUCAGUCCCCAAGAUGCUGUUGUUCCAUAUUACAUACUGGAGCCCUUGGCAGUACCUUUUAUAGAAUAAUGGAACUGGUGUCUAUUGUCAGUCCCCAAGAUGCUGUUGUUCCAUAUUACAUACUGGAGCCCUUGGCAGUACCUUUUAUAGAAUAAUGGAACUGGUGUCUAUUGUCAGUCUCCAAGUUGCUGUUGUUCCAUAUUACAAACUGGAGCCCUUGGCAGUACCUUUUACAGAAUAAUGGAACUGUUGUCUAUUGUCAGUCUCCAAGUUGUUGUUGUUCCAUAUUACAUACUGGAGUCCAUGGCUGUACCUUUUAUAGAAUAAUGGACCAUGACCCUCUGUGUCUAUUGUCCGUCCCUUCUCCUUCUAAUGACACAUAAUUUGUUGUCAGUCUGUCAAUCUAUGUUCCUAACGAUGAUGAAUGUGCCAGAUCUUUGUUCUCUGUUGCAGGCCCCCCGAUGGAUUCUCUGGGUUCUGGUGGAGUUGGCUAUUAUAGGAUCAGAUAUGCAGGAAGUCAUUGGUACUGCAAUUGCAUUCAGUCUUCUAUCCUCUGGACGGUAAGGCAUCUCUAUUCUCCAAACUGCAGAGUACAUUGCAGGACUCCAUCACAGGCUAUUAUUAUCCUUCCUGCAACAUCCUCUUCCGGAUCUGCUCACUUUGUUUUCCUUUUUCAAAAAUGUAAAUUGAUGUAAAACAAAUGUGCUGAAAUUAGAAGAGAGUAUAGGAGUUUGAUGGUUCCCUUAAAUGACCCAUUGGGCAACAAACCUCUUUGCCAAGUAGUUUGAAUUCUAGAAAAAAAACAAAAACCUAUGUGCACUAUAACUUCCUAUAUCAGAAUCUAUAUCACUGUCUUUCAAGCCCAUCUCGGCUUCCAUUGUUGUGCGAAUGUUGUGUGCAAUGUCUGUAGGUUAUUCUGUAGGUUAGAAUUUGCAUGUGUAUGUAUUUGCAUAUAUCUGCAUAUAAUGGAAUUUGCAUUCAGUUUGCUAAGUUUUAUUUAAUCGUGCUCUCCUAAUCUACUCCCUUCCCAUGUUGAGGAGUAAUAUUUUUUGGGGGGAGGGGGUGGGUUGUGUUACCAUAUUCUAUUAUAUUUUAUAUAUUGUUUAGUUGUGUCACCGCAAGUUAAAUGUUGUGGUGUCUUUCAGAAUUGAUAUUUUAUUUGCGAUUGCAAAGCACUUUGGGUUAAUAUCAGUAUAAAUAUACUGCUUUCUAGGAUUCCACUCUGGGGAGGAGUUCUUAUUACCAUUGCAGACACACUGGUGUUUUUAUUCCUUGAUAAAUAUGGUGAGUUAUUAUUAUAAUUACCAGUUUGAUCACUAUGAACACAUAAUAUGUUCUUCCCUCGGCUGGCGAUGAGAAUUUAUAAUGAUUAUUCCCUGUUAGCAUAUUAUGAAUUAGAUAAUUAUAAAAAGCUAUUACUAAACAGUAUAAUGCUACUGGCAUCCCCCAAUCUAGUCUUUUGCUAGAUUAACCUCUUUUCCCCCAGAGAUAUGCUAUUUCGAUAUGCUGAUGGAGCAGUCAUGAAAAGUGCUACCCAGCAUUGUGUAGGAUUUAUAUGUUGCAGAAUGAAAAAUAUGUGCAUUAAAAGGGCACUCUAAGAGCGUAACCUCUAAAACAUGUUUUUCUAUGGAUUUACCCCAUAAUUAGCCUGUAGGAUCUACAGCUCAGCAACAUUAUCUAUGUCAGCUCUGUCCUACAUUUUAAAUUAUUCUAAACAUCCAAGAGAGAAAGCACAGGUUUAUAAGCCAUUGUGUGCAGGGACACAGCGACAGGGACCAUAUUUGCAUCAUAACUAAUCAGCACAGGUUGAUAUGGUGCUUACAGAAUCCCUUUAAUGGUACAUUAGUGGUAAAUACGAAUACUAAGGGAGCAGCUAUCAUAUAACCAGUGACAAAGAUUUUAUGUAUUCCUGCCACAAACCCUCUCUCAGUCUUAACCGACAUAUAUAAACGGGAUCUCAGACUUAAUCGGUUAUUAAUCUAGAUUUACUGAUAAUUCAUUUUCUCUAGAGCCCACACCCUGGUUGAUCUGUGUUUGUCCUUGUUAGCCUGCACCCUGGAUUAUCUGUGUUUGUCCUUGGUAGCCUGCACCCUGGAUUAUCUGUGUUUGUCCUUGGUAGCCCGCACCCUGGCUGAUCUGUGUUUGCCCUUGGUAGCCUGCACCCUGGCUGAUCUGUGUUUGUCCUUGGUAGCCUGCAUCCUGGCUGAUCUGUGUUUGUCCUUUGUAGCCUACACCCUGGCUGAUCUGUGUUUGUUCUUGGUAGUCCGCACCCUGGCUGAUCUGUGUUUGUCCUUGGUAGCCUGCACUCUGGCUGAUCUGUGUUUGUCCCUGGUAGAAUGCAUCCUGGCUGAUCUGUGUUUGCCCUUGGCAGCCCGCACCCUGGCUGAUCUGUGCUUGUCCUUGGUAGAAUGCACCCUGGCUGAUCUGUGUUUGCCCUUGGUAGCCUGCACCCUGGCUGAUCUGUGUUUGCCCUUGGUAGCCCGCACCCUGGCUGAUCUGUGUUUGUCGUUGGUAGAAUGCACCCUGGCUGAUCUGUGUUUGCCCUUGGUAGCCUGCACCCUGGCUGAUCUGUGUUUGCCCUUGGUAGCCUGCACCCUGGCUGAUCUGUGUUUGUCCUUGGUAGAAUGCACCCUGGCUGAUCUGUGUUUGUCCUUGGUAGAAUGCACCCUGGCUGAUCUGUGUUUGUCCUUGGUAGAAUGUGCCCUGGCUGAUCUGUGUUUGUCCUUGGUAGAAUGCACCCUGGCUGAUUUGUGUUUGUCUUUGGUAGCCUGCACCCUGGCUGAUCUGUGUUUGUCCUUGGUAGCCUGCACCCUGGCUGAUCUGUGUUUGUCAUUGGUAGCCUGCACCCUGGCUGAUCUGUGUUUGUCCUUGGUAGCCUGCAUCAUGGCUGAUCGGUGUUUGUCCUUGGUAGCCCGCAUCCUGGCUGAUCGGUGUUUGUCCUUGGUAGCCUGCACCCUGGCUGAUCUGUGUUUGUCCUUGGUAGCCUGCACCCUGGCUGAUCUGUGUUUGUCCUUGGUAGCCUGCACCCUGGCUGAUCUGUGUUUGUCCUUGGUAGCCUGCACCCUGGCUGAUCGGUGUUUGUCCUUGGUAGCCUACACCCUGGCUGAUCGGUGUUUGUCCUUGGUAGAAUGCACCCUGGCUGAUUUGUGUUUGCCCUUGGUAGCCUGCACCCUGGCUGAGCCUGCCACCCUGGCUGAUCUGUGUUUGUCCUUGGUAGCCUGCACCCUGGCUGAUCUGUGUUUGCCCUUGGUAGCCUGCACCCUGGCUGAUCUGUGUUUGCCCUUGGUAGCCUGCACCCUGGCUGAUCUGUGUUUGUCCUUGGUAGCCUGCACCCUGGCUGAUCUGUGUUUGCCCUUGGUAGCCUGCACCCUGGCUGAUCUGUGUUUGUCCUUGGUAGCCUGCACCCUGGCUGAUCUGUGUUUGUCCUUGGUAGCCUAGCCUGCACCCUGGCUGAUCUGUGUUUGUCCUUGGUAGCCUGCACCCUGGCUGAUCUGUGUUUGUCCUUGGUAGCCUGCACCCUGGCUGAUCUGUGUUUGUCCUUGGUAGCCUGCACCCUGGCUGAUCUGUGUUUGUCCUUGGCAGGUCUCAGAAAGUUGGAAGCCUUUUUUGGCCUUUUAAUCACUAUAAUGGCCGUUACAUUUGGAUAUGAGGUAAGCAGGUCCCAUUUUAGUUACCUCAGCCCCUCCUCUGCGCUAGCUGCAGUUUAACCAUAUCUAAUAACUCCUUGUUGUACUGUUUAAAACUUUCUAUUUAAAGUUGCUCACCUCCCCCAUUUUUCUUUUCCUCAUUUGUUCUCCAUUCUAUGUAUUUAUUGUAACACACACUCACUCACACACACACACACACACACACACACUCUCUCUCUCUUUGUGAUUUUUUUCUUCCUAUCUGUGCUCUAUUCUAUCCAUCUCUUUUUUAUAUAUACAUAUAUUUUAUUGAGAUUCUAAUAACUUAUGUAAUGAAUGAAUAAUGUCAACAGCAGGAAUCCGCAUAUCAAUAAAAAGUAAAUAUCGUAAUUGGUCGAGGCUGAGCUGGCACAUAGAAAAUAUCUAAUUUUAUGAGUAAGAUAGCUAAAGGCAGGAAACUUAAAUAGUGAAAUGUAACACGUAAUGAACUUUCAGCAGUCAGUACACUAGUUACGAGUACAGACGUUAACAUUGAAUGAGAUUGAGACAAAGUGAUUGCUUAAAACACAAACUGAAUAAAACAACACAAACCAUAAGCGAAUCUGAAUGACAUGGCUACUGGUGUGUGUCCCAGUGGAGAUAGAGUUGAGCGGUGGGAUGUCUGAGAUUCAGACCUGGCCAUGGAUCCCAUCAAAGGUAGAACACAGCCAUGCUCAGUAGUGGGAAGUCAAAUGAUCAUAGGCCCAUGUGUAGGUAACUGUCCAGUCAGACAGGAAUGUUGGGAGGCACUCACAGGAUGCUGCAACAACUGCAAGACUGCAAGACUCUGAUCGACCAUCGUCAAUCUGGGUAGUUGCGACGUGAUGGUACGGCCCUCAGUAUUAGUAGGGGCAACAAUUUCUGUGGCCUUCAGGAUCAUUUUUGCAUAUACUGUAUUUUUAUUCGUUUCACAUCUAAACUUGUUUUCCACUUAUACACCAUUUAAUUGGGGGAUAUAAUGUGAGGUGUGAUAUACCUAUCCUCCUAUUCACUGGUCCGCUGGAGUAAAUAGGUUGUGAUGUUAAGAAGUUAUCAGUGGCUGGUUAUUCUAUCAGUAUUCUCUUAUUAUAGGAAGAGGAAGGUGAGAUAUAAAAGGCUUUAUCUCAAUGUACUUAUGGUAUUGACUUUACAUGACUCAAUGAAAAGGCUCGAAAGGUGUAAUUUAGGGAAGGAUAUAAAAAAAAAAAAAAUACCAGAGAUAACAGUUUAGAUUUUGAAUACAUCAUACCAACUGCAUCACCCUUGUAAAAAGUUACUAAACACAUAUUGCAACACUGUUAUGCGGACCAGAAAGUUCCUAAAAGCAGAUUAGAUUGUGCAACUCGCUGGCAUGAUUUUAAGUCCACUGCAUUAUCCACUGAAAGGAUACAGAUUACUUUGAAAUAUAGAAAAAAGGCUGCCGUUGGCUGACUGCAACUUUUUGAGUUUACUUUUUUUAAUUCACAUGUAAUAGUUCAUUUAAAUUACAUUUUAAAAAAAUCAUUAUUUGUUUUAAAGAUAUUAUUUAGUAACAAAAUAAAGAAUAUUUAGAAAGGAAAAAAAGGUUUUUCGUUUACUCGUUCCUGAUUUAUGUUAGAUUGGGCCAUGCGCUAUCUUUGCACUUACUGGUGGGAGCAUAAUUUACAAGUGCAGACGAAUAUUACAAGGAGGGGAAUGUAAGACUCUCUUUGUAGUAUAAUAUAAAGAUCAAGUAUACCAUAAUGAGAGGAGGUGUGAAUCUGAUCGCACAUAGCAAGCGCCCAAACUGACACUUUCAGCCAAUGAGCUGGCCCCGCAUGCAGAGCUUAGCUCGGGAUAGUUAACAGACGCUCCUAGGAGGAGCUCUCAUUGCAGAGAAGUGGGGAUCAGCACGAGGUGGCCCCCGGCUCAAACCAUACCAAACAGCUUUACUACUUACUGCGGUGGUUAUGGUGCUUGGAGUGUUCCCUUUAAGUUUUUUAAAGGAUAACAGGAAACAAGGGGAAGAUUGGCUGGGCUAGAAAGUAAUAAAAAUCACAUUUCCAUAUUUCUAAAAAAUGAUUAUCUAACAGUGGUUUCUGAAGAUGUAACAAUAAUUAAAUGCAGUGGGACUUCCUCUUUAAAGUUGUGUAACAUUCUGAUGAGUGAUGAGGGUAAAGGUUGGAUAUCUGGGUUUUUUCACAUGAUUUUAGGUCAUGAGACUUAAAUGUUAAAGGGACGGUACACAUUGUACUAAGUAAAAUACUAAAUACUAAUUCAUGAUACUAAAUAACUAAUGGAGUGAUAUUCCCCGGUUUACGUCUGUUUCUUUUCUGAUUGUGCAACUGGGUGAGUGUCAAUAGCAGCUUUAGUUAAAUUAGAGGCUGAGGAAAAAUAUAUUUUCCUUUUGCUCUUUGUAUAUUUUAAGUUGUGAGCUGGGUUUUACAUGGCGUAGCGUUGAAACAAACAUUUUAUUAUCAAACUAAACCUUCAGUAAAAUGCGCUGGGGUCUGUAAAGGAUUUCCUUAUGUUUACCUGUACCCAUUUGGUUAAUUCCUCUCCCUGCUAGUUAAGUGACUGUAAAGUAUUCGUUGUUAUUUCUGUGUUCGGGACAUUUAUUCGUUCUACCGAACGGAGACCACCCUGGGUAGCAAUCAGAACUUAGAACACUAAGUAACCAUGAAAACCGCAAGGUAAUUGAGUGCUUCCAGGUGGCCGCCAUUCGGCAUACGAACACGUGGCGAGAACAAAGGAUGGCGGCCAUCUUAGAUCUCCCAAACGCGGUCAGCGGGACUUACUCGUGGAUUGCCUGGAACCAUUUUCGGCAUGACAAACACACAAACACCCAGUCUCUAUGGAAGUCCCGUCUGACCGAUUUCUACUUACAGUAUCAAACUGGCGUUCGGGAGUUUAAAUCAACCGAAUGAGGGGAGCAUUCAUAUGGAACCAGAUGCUGUAUAACUGUGGUAGUUUUUGUGUAAUAACACACGAACGGAGACCGGCUCUUGCUACCAAUUUCAUGGAACUCUAACUCGGAUACAACCACAUGGCGAGCCGGUCAAACUUCCACACGAUGCGACACCAAAACUACUGAACGGAUUUUCAUGCAAUUUGGAUAUGUUACUCCUAGUAUCCUCAGCUACCCAGGGAUGUAAUUGUUAUAUUUUUGUGAUAUGUAGAAAGUAUAUUUUUGAAAAUGUGGAAUAUUGUUAAUGUUGAGUUUAGUAUGUUGCUGAAACUCAAUUAUCUAGCCUGGCCCAGAGGAGGAGCUUGUACUGCAUAAAUUGAAUGCCUGUUGCUUCCAUUAAAAUCAGUCUUGUUCCAGCCUUAAGCUUUGGCUCAUGUGUGGAUUAUUUGGCGAUACCAGCGUUAUUUUACCCUGUGGAUUAUAGUCGUUAUUCUGCUAUGGGGAAAAAGGGAAUACUGGACGGUGAUACAGAUUACUACUGUCACAGGGUCAAUCUUAGAUGCUCAGCAGAGCCCUACCGAGAAGAAUGCAAAAUAUACUGAAAUAUUAAUCCAAGUUGUAAGGAGGGUUGGAUUCAAUUCACCUUCAUUCAGCCUCAAUUCACAUUUCCAAUGAGAAUUAUUUGGAGAUAAAAUCUAGGAACUACGAGGAGUUUCUCAACCACUCAGUAUUUGCAAAUACUAAUUGUUAGCUUGUGUUUUUACGCGAUUUCUAUUUUCUGCUUCUUAGUUACUUAUAUUUAGGUAACAUUUUUUUAGAUAAUUUAUCCUUUGAACUUGUUUUAAUACACAGAGAAUGCUGUCCAGUCAUCCUAUCAACCCAUUCAGCAACAUAUAGCGAAUAGUCCGCUUAAGACAUUGUUUUGUGGACAGUGUUUUCUCUCUGCCAAGAUUUAUUUCUGUAAAACUAUAUAUAGUGAGAAUUAUACCCUAGCUAUCUGCUCUACAUCAUCCAUUACUGGUUUUGGUGAGUAGAACAUGCCCCUGCAGUAUCACUGCUCAAUUCUUUGCCAUUUUCAGAGUUAAAUCCCUUUGUUUAUGCAGCCGUAGCCACACCUCCCCUGGCUGAGACUCACCAGCCUUCCUACCCCUUCCUAAAAAAAGAGUCAACAUUUUUUACCUUUUGAGUGUGUUUAUCUUUAACAAAUCUUAUCUCCUGCUCUGUUCAUAGCUUGCUAGAGCCUGCAGGAGUCACGAGUGAAACUAAUAUGUAAUUAACAGAGCAGGACAUUAGAACCUCUAAAGAAAACACACUAUACUGUAAGAACAGAUAGGAAAUUAAGCCAAUUUUCCAUGGAGGCGGUGUGAGUCACAGCCAGGGGAGGUGUGACUAGGGCUACAUAAACAAAAGUAAUUUAACUAAUUAAUCAGAAUUGAGCAGGGGCACGAUCUAUUCACUAAAACUGCUUCAUUAAGCUAAAGUUGUGUGGUGCCGAGAGUAUGCCUUUAAUACAAGAGGUAAGCUAUGUAAAGUAUCUCACGUGCUCUGUGUUUUUUGUCUCCCAGUACGUAGUAGUAAAACCGGACCAAGUAGAGGUGAUCAAGGGAAUGUUUUACCCCUAUUGCUCUGGCUGCGGCUCCCCUGAACUCCUUCAAGCUGUGGGCAUCAUUGGCGCAAUCAUCAUGCCACACAACAUAUACCUGCAUUCCUCUCUGGUUAAGGUAGGACCGAAAAACGCAAUUGAUUCGAUACACUUUAUGCUUUAUUAAAACCCAGGGAUUUUGGAAGGAUGAGAAAUGGAAUUGCAAAUUUUAAAAGAGUAAACACAUUCUAUAACUCAGCAUCUUCUGUUAAUUUGGCCUAAAAGGUGCAAAUAUCUUCUCAAUUUUCCUUAAAUCCCAGUGUAGUGACUACAUAUAUAAAGAUGUACAUUUGGAUGCAGCCACUGCUCAUAGAACAUUGACACACAUCACAGUCUAAGCCAACUGGUAUUGUGCAGUUAAGUGAUGUGACGGAACGCUGGCACUCCGACUGAGUACCUCCGCCAAUCGAUGCUCCUAGUGCUCGCUGAGGACUCCAAGCACUCCAACCGACACCAUCAGCACUGCAGACCCCACUUCCAGCGAUGCAACUGCGCCGGGGUCUCUGCUGUCUCCACCCACCCUGGACCCAAGGCCAGGAUCCAGCUUCCAGUGGGUGAACCUCUCUUUCCCCAGAGAGCAGGAACAGGAACAGGAACAGGAACAAGCUCUUAGCAGAACUUAGUGAUCAUACCCUGGGGAGUAUAGUGAUUAUAGCAAUCCCCAGAGUGUAUUUCUCCAAUCCCCCAAACAUGAGCCAAGGCUUAAUGCUGGAACAAGACUGAUUUACUGGCACACAGAACUCAAAGUUUAUGCAACACAAAACUCCUCCUCUGGGCCAGGCUAGAUAAUUGAGUUUCUACAAUACACAAAGCUCAAUUAUCUGCUGGCCAGAAAUAAUACAGUUUCAUAAAACACACAGGGACCCCAAAACAUGCAAUAACCCCAUAAAAAGUAUAUCCUUGGAACCGGGGGAUCUGGGUGAACCACAUAUCCAAAAUUCACCCAGAUCCGUUCAGUACUUUGGAAAAUACAGUUUAAUGCAGAUUCUGCAGAACAUAUACAGGCUAAAUGAAAAACAAUCACUGUAUAAUGUGUCCCCUGCUGUAUAGUCCAAAACCACUGCACAAUGUCUCUGUGCACCAAAUACUGGCAAGAUGGCACCGUGUUGAAAAGUCCAAACAGUGUCUGUGAGUUAAAAUGGCCGCCAUCCAUUGUUCUCACCAUGUGCUUCUGAUACAGGAAAUGGUGGCCACCCAGUAACUCCACAGUAUGUCCCCAGAUGGUUCUUAAAGGGCCAGCAGCAGCACAACACAAAUCCAUUAUGCCCAAAUCAUGUCUUUAAAGGGCAAUACAUCCCAGGGGCCAUAGUCACAGGGUAAGAGGCGGGCAAGCAGUCCUCUCCAGGCACAAGUGGUGAAGGGCACUUUGUCACAAGUGAUAUGAGACAGGCGUGAUAAAAACACAAUAACUACUUUGUUACUCAAUGGAACAUGUUCAUCAUCUUAUACAUUAACUUCAUCAUAUGACAUAUAAUUUUAUCAAUGUAUUUAAUCAUUAAAGACACAUAUAGUUAGUCUAGAUAUUAAAAAAAUUAACCACAGCUGGAACUCUAUCAAAUGAGCUAUCUCGGAGUUUAUAUUUAAAUUAGUUUAGUAAAUCCAGCAUCUGACUUUCAACUGAUUCCUUUCCCGUGACUGAAAUUAAUUAUUUACUAAAAAGAGAAAUUUGUACAUUUUAGGCCAAAUAUCCAGUUUGGAACAAAAACUUACUAACUUUUAUUGGAGAUAUUUUUCAAAUCUACUAUUUUGCCCUAAAUUAUGCAAGUUGGUAGUGAGUUCGCCACUACUACUAAAUCUACCGCUAAGAUUAACAUGUAGUUCAACAAUAAUUGAGCUGCACUAUUUGAUUGCAAGAUACAGUAUGUACUAAAAUGUACGCAAAAAAAAAAAAAGUAAAAAAAUAAUUGCUACUUAAAGGAUCACUAUAGUGUCAGGAAUACAAACAUGUAUUCCUGACACUAUAGUGUUAAAACCACCAUCUAGCCCCCAUGGACCCCUCAUGCCUCCAUAAAUAUAGCAAAAUCUUACUGUAUUCAAGCCAGAAGCUGUAACUCUGCGUGCUGUUUGCCUCAAAAAAACAAGCAGUCUGCUGACAUCUUCAAAAGUGGUAGCCUGAUCCAAUCACAAUGCUUUCCCAUAGAAUUGGCUGAGACUGAAAAAGAGGUAGAUCAUGAUUCAAACACAGCCCUGGUCAAUCAGCAUCUCCUCAUAGAGAUGAAUUAAAUCAAUGAAUCUCUAUGAGGAAAGUUCAGUGUCUGCAUGCAGAGGGAGGAGAUACUGAAUGUUUGGAUGCAUUUUAGGCAGCCAUGACCCAGGAAGGAUCUCUAACAGCCAUCUGAGGAGUGGCCAGUGAAGGUAUCACUAGGCUGUAAUGUAAACACUGCAUUUCUCUGAAAAGACAGUGUUUACAGCAAAAAGCCUGAAGGUAAUGAUUCUACUCACCAGAACAAAUUCAAUAAGCUGUAGUUGUUCUGGUGACUAAAGUGUCCCUUUAAGAUGCAUUUAACACUAGUAGUUUAAUAAUCAGUUAGCAAUGCCUCAGUAAAUGUAAUUACUGUGAAAAUAUAGUCACAAAUGAUCUGUGAUUAAAAAUACAUGGUUAUGUGUUCUUAACACUAAUUAUCACGUAGCACACUAUAUUGUGCAGGUGAUAUUAGUUGUGCCCAUUUUUAUUGAGAGCAGUUAUAUACACACAGUCUUUGAAGCAGGGCCGGACUGGGAAUUCAAAGCAGCCCUGGAAAAAAAUGUAUGCCAGCCCCAUAAGUCCUUGUGCCACGUAAUGUGUAUGUGUAUAUAUAUACGUGUACUACACACAUACAUACAUAUAUAUAUAUAUACACAGUUCCUGCUUUAAUAUAAUCACUGUUUUAAUACCGAGUGUUAGACUAUGUGAUCACAAGUCCAUACAAACAAAUCCAAAAGGUAGUCUGCACUCGGGGACUUCUUUUAAAACUGAGCAUUUAUUUAUACAUAUAAAAAAAUAACACUUACAUAAAGUGUUAGAAGUGCAUAGAUGGCCAACGUUUCAGUCCCAGUCUGGGACUUUCCUCAGUACAACAAAAGUCUUAAAAAAGAAAUAUAAAAAUAAUAAUUAUAUAUAAAUAAAAUUUAUUAUUGCUAUGUUCAAAUGCAGGCACAGAAAGUCUCACUGACACAAACACUCAGUACAGCCAAGCUCCUUGACACACACACACACAUACAAACAUACUACAGACAAGUCCACUGACACACACACCCAGUACUGCAAAGCUCCCUGACACACACACACGCACACACAAACAUACAACAGACAAGUCCACUGGCACACACACUCACAUGCUCACUACAAACAAGCUCAGUGACACACACACACUCAUAAGCUCACUAACAUACAAGAUCAUUAAAACACAAAUGCUCACUACACACAAGCUCACUGACACACACAAGCUCACUGACACACACAUAUUUACACAAACAAACACACACUCACUACACACACUCACUACAGACACAGCAUUUAAACCCUACCUGGCACUGGAGGCUCUGGGAAAUUAAGUUUUCUCUGGGAUGCCAUUUUCAGGCCUCUUCCUGUAGCAAGGUCCGCUGCUUGAGUGCGAGAGGCCGAGCUUACGGGGGCGGUGCUUCCGUACAGGGGUGGAGCUUACAUGUGAGGCAGAGCUUACAUGCUGAGGAAGAUGCUGGGAAUUAGGAAGGGAGACUCAGUGCUCCCUCUGGCCGUCAGCAGCCUUAAUGCGGCAGCACCAGCCCCCAGCACCUGCCUCCUUAAUUUCCUCGGAAGGUCAGACGUUGUGACAGUCCAAGGGAAAAAUUAUUAAAAUAAAACAUUAGUGCUACCUGCCAACCCCAGGUGCCGCAGCCCACCGAGAAAAUUCCGGUUUCCCAGUGGGCCAGUCUGGCCUUGCUCUGAAGAUACAGUUAUGUACGCUAUGUGUGAUAAUGUAAAAUUCAGUAAUAGGAAAUAAAAGGGGAAAUGUGCUACUUCAGAUAUAAAUGCUGAAUCAUUGUCAAAUAUGAAUAUUGUGCACAAAACAUCCCAAUAACAAACAUGCCAUCCAGUUUUCAUUAUUUGUGCUCCUCCGGUCAAAAAAGGAAGAAAAAAAAAGGAAUGUAAAUGUGCUCAGUAAAUAGCAAUUUUGAGCUGUUUUGGGUUACAAAUCUGGAAUUCCUUCAACACCCAGUUUUCUGUAAAAACUCACAGUUUCGUUAAAAAUAUAUAUUUUUUUAACCAAAAGGUUUUACUAUAGUCAGAACCCACCUUUUAGACCCAUGGAUUUGUUUGUAAGAUUUCUAUGUUAAUUUGAAGAGCUGGUUUUAACACAUUUUAUGCAAUCAAAUGCAUGAAAAUCGCGUGAUGCCCUCUUUGAUUCAUAAUUAGAUUAAUUAAUAACCUCUUUUUGGGGGGGAAGUGGAUUGACCAGCUGAAGAUCACCAUAAGAUUUAUGGAAAUUCUUCUUCCUGCUCAUCCUGCAGUAACUAUUUAACCAAGUGACUGUUUGAUGGCAGACAUUUUGAAUUGGAGGACAGGUUUGGAAUGUUGAGAUAAUGUCUUCUUCUAUCCUCAGUCUAGAGUCGUGGAUCGCUCAAAGAAGCAGGAGGUGAGCGAAGCCAACAUGUAUUUCAUUAUUGAAGCAACGAUAGCACUCUUUGUCUCCUUCCUCAUUAACCUCUUCGUUAUGGCUGUGUUUGCAGAGGCAUUUUACAACAAAACCAAUCACGACGCAGUAAGUAACCGUGACUGUCUGGGACAUUGUAAUAAUUCUUAUUCCUACGUAGAUGCACCAUAUAAAUAGUACUUUAUACAUAAACAUGCCAUGGAGAGUGUCAGCUCAUUGGCCAAGGAAUUAUCACUGUGUAUAUUAAAGAGGAUCUAUCUUGAAAAUUAACAUUUGGUAUGUUGUAGUUUAUAUAUAUAUAUAAAAAAAGCAAAUAUAAAUAUAAAUAUAUAAUGCAUUUUACAAGAGUAGUGAUUUACUAGUUGUGAGUUUUUUGUAAAUAUCAUAAAUGGGUGGAUCUAUAUAUAUAUAUAAAUAUAUAUAUAUAUAUACACACUUUCAGCUCCUGUGCGGAGGAUCAAUCAGUUUUUCUCUUACAAUAAUUCAGGAGAUUUCUCGUAGACACUUUAAAGCUCAGUGAGAUGGCACCGGUUUGGAAUAUGAGUUGUGUAACAUGAUUUAGAAAGGUCUUCAAAUUCCGAAAAUUUACAUAUUUAUUCUAAAAUAAUUAUUACAGGAACAUUUUUGUUGCUAUUACUAAUAGCACCAAUCAUAAACACAUUGUGAAUUAUUUUUAAUAAUUUAUAUAAUUUUAUAUUUUAAAAAAAAAACAUUAAUAUAAAAUUUUGAGUUCACUGUGUCAUCAUUUUAUAUUUAUACACUAAACGAUUAUGGCUAUUUACUGAACUGGGAAACGGGCCAGCUGGGAACAAAAAAAUCAAAACAAAUUCUUCAACUCAGCCAAUGUUAAAGGACCACUAUAGUGCCAGGAAAACAUACUCGUUUUCCUGGCACUAUAGUGCCCUGAGGGUGCCCGGGCUCUGGGGAGAGGGAUGGGUUAAACUUACCUCUUUCUCCAGCGCCGGGCGGGAAGCUUUCCUCCUCCUCUCCUCCUCCAUAGCGACGUCAUCGGCUGAAUGCGCAUGCGCGGCAGGAGCCGCGCACGCAUUCAGCCAGUUCAUAGGAAAGCAUUUACAAUGCUUUCCUAUGGACGCUGGCGUCUUCUCACUGUGAUUUUCACAGUGAGAAGCACGCAAGCGCCUCUAGCGGCUGUCAAGAGACAGCCACUAGAGGCUGGAUUAACCAUAUUAUAAACAUAGCAGUUUCUCUGAAACUGCUAUGUUUAUAAAAAUUAAAAAAAAGGGUUAAUCCUAGAGGGACCUGGCACCCAGACCACUUCAUUAAGCUGAAGUGGUCUGGGUGCCUAUAGUGGUCCUUUAAAGCUCUGCUGUUCCACUCUAAAAAUGCAUUUAAUCCCAAAUUCCUAGUUUAGUUUAUUACAAAAUAGUUAUUUACUAAACUGUGAACUGUCAGGAAUUAUUUUCAAGGUAGAUUUGAAAUUUUAACAUUAGAGGGACACUUUAGUCACCAGAACAACUACAGCUUCUUGAAUUUGUUCCGGUGAGUAGAAUCAUCACCUUCAGGCCUUUUGCUGUAAACACUGUCUUUUCAGAGAAAAUGCAGUGUUUACAUUACAGCCUAGUGAUAACUUCACUGGCCACUCCUCAGAUAGCUGUUAGAGAUACUUCUUGGGGCAGUGCUGCACAGUGUGACUGCCAUUCAGUGUCUCCACCCUAUGCAUGUGGACACUGAACUUUCCUCAGAUAUACAUUAAUUUAGUGGAUCUCGAUGAGGAGACGCUGAUUGGCCAGGGCUGUGUUUGACUUAUGCUGGCUCUGCCUCCUUUACAAUCUCAACCAAUCCUAUGGGGGAGCAUUGUGAUUGGCUCAGAGAAUCACUUCUGAUGAUGUCAGACAAUCAGGCAGAUCAGGGGCAGCAGCAGCAGCUGCAGACUAAAAUACAAGUAAGAUUUUACAAUUUUUAGGGAGGGAGGGGGCAAGGGUGGGGGCCAGGGUGGGCUGAAAUGGUUGUUUUUACACUAUAGGUUCAGGAAUACCUGUUUGUUUUUAUGACCCUAUCAUGUUCCUUUAAGGUUAUGUUUUGUAUAUUUUGUGUGUGUAUGUUGUUUAUUUGUUCUGUGUCGUCAUCCUGCUGUAUUGCACAGCUACACAAUUUUACAGUCAUUCUAAAAAUUCAUCAGAAAUUAAAUUUUAUUCUUUUCUGUAAAAUAAAUUCUACCUAAGUAGAUAAAAAAUGGCUUGCCUUGGGUCAUAUGUAUAGAAUUCUUCAGUAUGUCGCAUGAAAAUAUAAUGCAAUCAGAUAUAAAAACCAGAUGUCUUAUCCUUGUUCCAAACUUCACACCAGUGUCACGAAUUCACUGAUGUGAAAUGACCAACCGCCAAUGCCAUUACUGGAUAUUCUGGGUGUUGGGUGGAGGCACUCUGUCUCCAAAGUUUUUGCAAUGACUAUGCCAAUAUAUGAAGUGCAUCUAAGCAAUAUCCCCAUAUCACAAAAUGUAUGCAAUAUUCUAUAUUUUCAUAGCUUUCAAACGUUUAAUUCAAUAAAUAAGCGUAAAAAAAUGUCUUGCUCGUUUCACCUUAAUGGAAAUUUAAUCUCAGACUCCAUUCUGCUGAGUUGCACGCAUGCUCACUGAGGAUACAUUUACCCAUCACAUACUCACCAACUCACACACUCACCGACUCACACACUCACUGUCUGACACUCAGUAUCUCACAAACCCGUCCCUCACUGGCUCACACUCUUACCUCCUCACAGUGUAACAUAUCCUUUUUUUGUGUUUCAGCACGAAGUUUGCCUAAACAGCAGCAGCCCGCACACUGGAGUAUUUCCUGAUAACAACGAAACGUUAUCUGUCGACAUCUACAAUGGGGUUUGUAUGCAACCAUGACUUAAAGAAACACUCCAC